UACAAAAAGAUACAUUGAAACCCAUUUUAGGUUGAGACCCAAGAAUGGCUUGGUUCAGAAAUCUCUCCAAGUUCUCCACCAUUAAAGCAUCUCAAAGACCCAAAAUCACCGACCCAUUUUUCCUUUUACCAUCUUUUACUUUUCUCUCUCACUUCAGCUCCAACCCCAUUGAGGAGAAGCCUUGUAUUAAGCCUAAUGAGUAUUCAGGUUUGGAACCAACAAAGCCCCAUGAGAAACCACGGGUGGUGGUGUUGGGUUCAGGGUGGGCUGGUUGCAGGCUCAUGAAGGGCUUGGACCCAAAUAUCUAUGACAUUAUUUGUGUCUCACCUCGUAACCACAUGGUCUUCACCCCUUUAUUGGCUUCCACGUGUGUUGGAACUCUUGAGUUUAGAUCAGUUGCUGAACCCAUUGCAAGGAUCCAACCAGCUAUUUCUAGGGAACCCGGUUCUUAUUUUUUCCUUGCCAAUUGUACUAGCAUUGAUGCACAUAAUCAUAUGGUGCAUUGUGAGACUGUAACUGAAGGAGUACAGACAAUAGAUCCCUGGAAAUUUACUAUCUCAUAUGAUAAGCUUGUAAUUGCAUUAGGAUCACAGCCUUCCACUUUUGGAAUUCAAGGAGUCACAGAACAUGCCAUUUUCCUUCGUGAAGUUCAUCAUGCACAGGAAAUUCGUCGAAAGCUUCUCCUCAACUUGAUGCUUUCAGAUGUUCCAGGAAUUACAGCAGAGGAAAAACAAAGGCUUUUACAUUGUGUGGUUGUGGGAGGUGGUCCUACAGGAGUAGAAUUCAGUGGUGAACUUAGUGAUUUUAUCAUGAAAGAUGUUAGUCAAAGAUAUGUCCAUGUGAAGGAUUACAUCCAUGUUACUUUGAUUGAGGCAAAUGAGAUAUUGUCUUCCUUUGAUGACCGACUCAGGCGCUAUGCUACCAACCAAUUGAAAAAGUCAGGAGUUCGUCUUGUACGUGGCACUGUGAAAGAUGUUAAAGCUCAGAAGAUUAUACUUAAUGAUGGUACUGAAGUUCCAUAUGGGUUGUUGGUAUGGUCUACUGGUGUUGGUCCAUCACCUAUUAUUCAAUCUUUGGAUCUCCCUAAAGCUCCCGGUGGAAGGAUUGGGGUGGAUGAGUGGCUUCGUGUUCCUACAGUACAAGAUGUGUUCUCAAUAGGUGACUGCAGUGGCUUUGUUGAAAGUACUGGAAGACCAACACUUCCAGCAUUGGCCCAAGUGGCAGAGAGGCAAGGUAAAUACUUAGCAAGUCUAUUAAACAAAAUUGGUAAAGCAGGAGCAGGCCAUGCAAACAGUGAAAAAGAAAUAGAAUUUGGGGAUCCGUUUGUUUACCAGCACCUUGGAAGCAUGGCAACUAUUGGAAGAUACAAGGCCCUUGUUGACCUUAGACAAAGCAAGGAAUCAAAAGGGUUAGCUCUGGCUGGAUUUCUGAGUUUUUUUAUUUGGCGCUCAGCAUAUAUUACACGUGUCAUCAGCUGGAGGAACAGAUUCUAUGUACUUGUCAACUGGAUUACAACUCUUGUAUUUGGCCGUGAUAUAAGCAGAAUAUGAAAAUCUGAAGAUUGUUUUUAGGAGCCAGUAAUUCUCAAGAGAUGAAUUUCAGUUUACUGGAGAAGUGAACAGCAAGGAUUUGUACUAGUUCAUGACGUUUGCAGCAUGUUCCAUAUGGUAAAAACAGUGGCAAAUGAAAGUGGUUAUUGAGGAACAGGCUUGAAGGAGAAGACAAUGAAACUUAGUCUUGAAACCAAUGCAGAUUACUUUGUCCACACAUUUUUCUCUCGUAGCCUCUCAUCAAUCAGAAAUGUGGUCAUCCUAAGUCUUCUUGUACAUAUUAAAAACCAAGAAAUUGAUUUUCAUGUUUAUCAUUUAUUUAUGAAAUGUAUGUUCACAAUAAUAUCAAUUUAGUUACCUAAAUGUGC
This is a messenger RNA of Gastrolobium bilobum, 1918 nucleotides long. Its product is annotated as internal alternative NAD(P)H-ubiquinone oxidoreductase A1, mitochondrial-like. Lineage: Eukaryota; Viridiplantae; Streptophyta; Magnoliopsida; Fabales; Fabaceae. The record is from RefSeq and is a predicted model, not a curated record. The transcript is spliced from 9 exons. Gene Ontology annotation, molecular function: NADH dehydrogenase activity. Bases 45 to 1550 code for a protein of 501 amino acids.